AUGGCUGGCAACAACAUCAUUGGAAAAGUUUAUGUCAGAACCGCCUCUGCCUCUGUAAGCAACGGUAACUCGUCAUACAAUGUCAAUCCGAGAGACAUUCGACACAUGUUUCCAGAUGCAAUGCGCUUCAAGCUGGAUGGACAUCCUGGACGUCAUUACAGGAGUACGCAGCUCAGCAACAGCAAUGUUGCCAUCAGUAUGUCUUGCUUGAGGGAGUCAGUAAACCCGGCCUCGCAGGAUCUUCCUUUAGUAUCAUCAAAUACGACUACUCCAUCUUUCAAUUCUUCCCUCACUACCCCCAAUAAUGGACAAACCGAGAUGAUCAACACUAGUCUUGGAAAGGGUAUAGAGCUAUUGCUAGAGGUCAAAGACUAG
Lobosporangium transversale is the source of this 375-nucleotide messenger RNA. RefSeq lists its product as hypothetical. The record is from RefSeq and is a predicted model, not a curated record. The transcript is spliced from 2 exons. Bases 1 to 375 code for a protein of 124 amino acids. NCBI's taxonomy places the organism in Eukaryota, Fungi, Mortierellomycota, Mortierellomycetes, Mortierellales, Mortierellaceae.